AUGCACAGCGCGCUCCUAAAAAACGUGCACGGCCAGCUGUGCAAAAGCCGCAAUGGCAGCGGGAAAUCCUGUCAACAGUUGGUGCGCUUGAACCAUACAGAAGGGGCACCCCUCGGCGCCAGGGGAGUUAGCUCGGUUGGGGGCUACACUCACAACUACACACGUGCCUGCACAGACCAUCAUGGUUCCCCCUACGUGUGGCAGUUGACCCCGGAGUCCUCAUUUUCUCACCGGGCAAACAUUUACCCCGCCACGUGGAGUAGGACCUUCCACACAUUUGGAAAGUAUGGAGCAUGUUACAGCCUUAUUCGCGUAGGGACAUCCAAAUUGGAGCACACCAUGUGGGCCAACCAUAUGGCCUUUGCCACAGGCACGAAGAACAAAAAGGUCGGUAAGGGCGCAGAGGAGAAAAAUGAUACUACUAGCAAGUACGGAGCACAUGGCGUACGUACGUCGACGGAUCCACUCAAUGAAGAUAUAAAUGAUACAAGCGGAAAGGAAGGAUAUCCUUAUGAAGGAAUAGAAAAUAUGGGAAAAAAAAAAAAAAAAAAGUCAAAAUUGAAGCUACUAGUAUACCUGUUUAGCAUUUCCUUCGGAGGAUACGUCAGCUACAAAGUGUAUGAGAAUGACAUGAAUUUGUCCAAAGCAGAAGAGAGCAUAGUUAAAGAUUUGGUAAACCUAAUAUAUACAUAUGAGGAAAAAAUGAGCAAACAGAAUUCGAAGUUCAUGACCUGUUUGAGUGAACAGUUAAACAAACAAAUAGCAAUGUACUUCCUCCAGUUGGAUGCAGACAAGAGUUCAGGGUUCCUCAUCAGUGACGCGUUAUCAUUUUUAAGUGACCUGAAUAUAAAGGAAGAUAACGCGAUUGUAAAAAAUUUUAUAAAAAAUGGGGUCGGAAAGAAUAUGGAAAUGAAGAAAUUGUCUGGGUGUUCUCUACAGCAAUUUGCGGAACUCCUGGAAAGCUUAAUUCUUGUAAGCAAAACGAAACAAGAAAAUGGCUCCUCACAAGGACAACUACAAAAUAUUAGCAACGACGAUAAUUAUUACCUCAAUAUGCUACAGACAUAUUUAAACUGCGCAGUAAAUAUUGUUAAGACCUCCGACUUAUAUUUGUAUAUUCAAAUGAAGAAAAACGCAGCAUCCUCCUCUCCUGAAGGAAGUCACGACGGAGAACAGAAAGACGAUUUAGAAAUGGCCAUCCUUAAUAAGCUCACCAAGUACAAUGACAAAUAUGUACAAAAAGAAAAUCUCACUCUGGAAUAUUUAUUAAGCAAGGAGGAAUUAUCCAAGUUUAAAAAAAAUGCCAACAUGUCUAGGAAGGAAGAAGAGAAGGAGUUACUCCUCAUCGAGAAAAAAAAACUGGAAGAGAAAAUACAGCUGCUCUUGAAACUGCAAGAUAAAAAGAACUUAACGGAGACGGAGAUUAAGCGCCUGCAAGAUUUGAAGAUCAAACUCAGGAACGUUAAAUAUACAAUAAAGAAGGAGGAGCUGAAGAAGUACUUCCAGUGA
Molecule: messenger RNA, 1509 nt
Organism: Plasmodium fragile
Lineage: Eukaryota; Apicomplexa; Aconoidasida; Haemosporida; Plasmodiidae
Exons: 1
Coding region: 1-1509 (502 amino acids)
Source: RefSeq, a predicted model, not a curated record